UACRCAGUGGAAUGGCGGUAUUUUGGGUUUUCCUUYUCUACCAUCUUUUUCCAGCAAACGGUGAAGGUGGCUGUAGAGAUCUCAAGUUUCUCAAAUGCAUCGAGAACAAAACCAUGACUGGUCACGUGAUCAGUACGAUAAAGAUGGUAACACCUGCUAUUCAACUGUGUCAGAAUAAAUGUUUCCUUGAACACAAAUGUGUGUCGUACAACUUGGGUCCAGUACUUGGACAGACCAGGUGGUGUGAAUUGAAUGCCGCUGACCACUCGACUCGACCGAGUUUCUUAGUGGAUAAAAAAGGCUAUGAAUAUUGUCCAAUUCAGAAUGCUUGUCUUUCCAGUCCAUGUCUUUUUGAGAGAAUUUGCAUCCCAGAUUUCUCGUGGAAUACCUACAGCUGCAAAGGCUGCAGGAGCCCAUUGGGUAUGGAAGAUGGACGGAUUCCUGACGAAAACAUCACUGCGUCCUCGUUUUAUCAAAGCCCUAAAGCCAAAGAAAAAACUAGACCAAGCAAUGGACGUCUGAAUAAGAAGAAGACCGAGGAUGAUGCAGCAGGGUGGUCUGCGAGUUCAAAGAAAGAAGGCGAAUACAUUCAAGUCGAUCUUGGAGCCAUCAAGGUCAUCACCAUGGUAGCCACUCAAGGAAGAGGAGAUUUUCCUCAAUGGGUGACGACUUACUCACUGUCGUACAGCCUCGACAAUAAAGAUUGGAAAGACUACGAUGAAGACAGUGUCAAGGUUUUUCCAGGUAACAGCGAUCAACAAACCGUGGUGACUAAUGUUCUUCAAGUACCCAUAGAAACCAGGCACAUCCGACUGAUUGUGAAAGGGUAUAGAGCGUGGCCCUCUUUAAGGAUGGAGCUGUACGGAUGUUAAAUUCAUGUACUGCUCGUAAAUUUUAUAACUAUAGAGCUAGGAAGAAGGUUAUUCCGGUAGAAAUACCCUGGAUUCGAACCCACGACCCUCGGAGUUGCACUACCGUGCUCUACCAGCUGGGCUACAAAGUCAGACUGGGAGCAGUUCGUGGUGAAAAAGAUGUUAGGUUGCGGUAAUUAGAAUAUAAAGAUAUGAAUGUAAGGACCGCAUGGCACUAUGAAAUACAUGAUAUUUAAAAAAAUGGAAUACCUGACAAUCAGCGACGAAGGAGCGAUGUCGUCAGAAAUGGAUAUAGUCUGCCAGCACGGCGAAAGAGGCUUGGGUAUGAGCAAAGGCUCAUGGGCAGUUAUUAUUUAAUGGAAUGUGCAACAAGUUUCUGUUCAUUUAGGCUAGUCAGGCCAAAACCUCAGUUUCCUUUCUUUUAUUUAACUGGUUUUAAUUAAAACAGAAAAAUAAGGGAGGUGAUCGAAUGUAAUUUUGCUCAAGAUAUUGGUACGCAUAGUUGGCGUUUCGGUAUCAUGUGACGCACUUUACCCUCGGAGAGUGCUAUAUAGUUGCUCUGCAAGUCUGCACGAGGUCGGGGAAUACGUUUCUGGCGCGCGUUUCCACUGUUUUUGGCUACAACCCCAGGGUGGUUUUUACGUGGUUUUGCAGUUUUUCGUAUCUGGUAGUUUUACAUCAACUACCUAAUAAUAGGUCUGUAGGUAUUUCUGUAAUGGUGUAUAUAAUGUAUGAUAGCUUGUAGUUUGUCAUAUCACUCCUGAGUGGCGAAGGAAUCCUAAU
Molecule: messenger RNA, 1655 nt
Organism: Exaiptasia diaphana
Lineage: Eukaryota; Metazoa; Cnidaria; Anthozoa; Actiniaria; Aiptasiidae
Product: lactadherin
Exons: 6
Coding region: 12-872 (286 amino acids)
Source: RefSeq, a predicted model, not a curated record